This is a messenger RNA of Arabidopsis lyrata subsp. lyrata, 3168 nucleotides long. RefSeq names its product B3 domain-containing protein At2g33720. The transcript has 2 exons. The record is from RefSeq and is a predicted model, not a curated record. Gene Ontology annotation, molecular function: DNA binding. The coding region runs from base 1928 to 2956 and encodes 342 amino acids. NCBI's taxonomy places the organism in Eukaryota, Viridiplantae, Streptophyta, Magnoliopsida, Brassicales, Brassicaceae.
GUAAUUUACAAAAGCUCAUGGUUUAUUUAUUAGCAUGAAUAUUCAAAAUUAAAGGACAAAUCCUGUUUCUAUUCGCUACAUAUAGUUUUACGGAAUACACUCUCCACAUUUCAUCAUAAAAAACUGGAAUGGAAUAUGCGAUGAAUCUCUUUUAAUAUGUGGUUUCUGAUUGUGGAUUCUAAUGUAAUAUUAUUUCUAUUAUAAGCAAUUUGGACUGUUCGUGCCAUUUUAAAAAUGAUUGAGGGGUUUUUUAAGGGGGUAAAAUAUUGUCAUUACAUGCAUGAUGUUGAUGAAUCAUUUUUCAAUCAUAUAAACUUGUGGUUGUAGAAAAAACACAAUACUUAACAAACAAAAACAUAACCUGAAACAUAUAAACUAACUUGCUAAAUUAAUAAAACAUUUGACCAAAUCGGGAAUCUAAAAGUGUGUGAAAUAAGAUAUUGAUUUAAAGACCUAGAUGACGUAUGGGCUUACAUAUUUGUGGUCAACCUUGAAUAUUAUAGUCAGAGCAAACUUCCCACGAACAAAUCAACUCCAAUCUCACACCAAUAGCAUAAGACCAUGCCGUAGUCUAAAUGAUUGCCACAAAAGAAUUAUUCUUAUUGGCCAACUUUGACCUAGUAUUAUAUUGGUAUUUAUAGCUCUUUAUGAUUAUUUAGCAUGUCAUUUAUUGAAUUAUGUACAUACAUUGUCGCAUUCAUCUUAAUUACUUAAUAUGCCAUCUAUACAAUUAGAUGAACACAUUGUAGUAGUAUAUAUAAUAAAAUACGUAUUUAGUUACGAUAGUACUUUAAUUUUGAUCUGAACGCUCUGGUCAGAAAGCUUUGAUCGGGAAUAUAUUUGUUAUUGUUUUGGAGUAACUUGUGCAUUAGGGUUCAAUUGGUUUACUUUAUGUAGCAAGUUAUAAAAAAGUUCAUAUACAGUUUGUGAGGGUGGCAUUUUUACAGCUCUCUAUUGGUAUUGGAUCGGAUGUUUAUGAGAAAAUUCAUGUUACGUAUGAAUUGUUACAAAACUUUAUGUUGUGAUUAGCUACAAUUGGUUACAAGGUCAAUAUCCAUGGCCACUAGUAGCGAACAGAUCAUCGGUAGCUAUACUUCUUGACAGAUGGUAAUGAAUACUACAAAAAUAUUCCCAAUAUAGUCAUAAGUAUUUGUUUGGCUACACGCCUACACAAGAUAUUUCAUGGAUAAAGUCGCUUACAUAUAUGUUCGCCCAACCAAUAAGGAUUCUGAAUCGGCAAAUUAUUGACAGAUUUGUCCGGGAACACGACGAUUUAUACUCAUGUUGGUCAUCAUCACUCGUGCAAUGAUCUUUACCACAUUUGGUUCACAAAAUUCAACUUAAAAUCUUAUAAGUUGAAAAAGCUCCCUCUUUGUUCUUUGAGUUAAUAAAAAAAUUCACGUUAAAACAAAACAAAAAACUUAUUGAACACAUAUCUGCAUGUUCAAAUAUGCAUUGGGUUAUUUGUCCAAAAAAAAAAAAGCUGUAAUGGGCUAUGUCGUGGGCUUCGCUAGCUCAUCUAGAUUGAAUAUCUCUUGUUAAUGACCAACUAUAUUGAAAUAAAAUUCUGAUGAUAACAUCAACCAUAUUAAAUCUGAUCAUUGACUCACGCAAAUAGAGAUACAAUUGGGACCCAAAGUCUAAGACGCACAAUCAUCUCAAUCUAAACGGAAACCCAAACCCUAAGAAAUGGAAAAUAUAUAAGAGCUUCAUAGUUCAAACGCAGAAUAAAAAUGAAUGAAAAAUUACUUUUCACAUAAAUCCUUUUCCUUUUCUCUAUAACAAAUGAAUUUCCAUUUUAAAAGAGGAAAAUACCUAAAAAGUUAAGACAAAGGUGACUAAGAAAUUAUUAUAUAUCGACGUUCCUUCUCUCAAAUUGAGUCCUGGAUAAACAAACUCUCGACGACAUCUUGAGAAACGAACGAGAAUGAUCCAAAAUCUGCAAAAAACAACACUAGACCUCCAUUCAUCGGCAAUGAAGAUGCCUCAUCAGCCUCUUCCUUUUUCUGCAUCAAAUACUCAAUACUUGUUCUAUGGCAAGUCAUCGGAGAACCCUAAAAAGAGUUUGGUCUCCACGACUCUCUGUUUGUCGUCUUGUGAAAACCCAAAGAAGAGGAAGAUGAACUCUGAUGAUGACCUGAAGGUUUCUUGCAUACCAAGCGACUACAAAUUAACAAAAGUAGAAAGAAAGAUUGCACGAAUGAGGAAUCUCACGAAUGAAGAAAGGGCACUGGACGAAUGGUAUGGUGUCUCAACUGAACUAACACUCUUUAAAGAUCCGUGGAUCAUCAAGAAGGUUUUUCACUUUUCUUCUAUCAUGGAUAUGCAUCCCAUUAAUACUCUUUGCCUGUUGGACGCCGUCGAGUCGUCAGAAAACCCUGAAGAGAGUUUGGUCUCCCUGGAUCUGUGUUUGUAUGACAGAACAUGGCCACAUGAUCCCAACGUUGCUUACAAUAAACCAACGUCCGGAGAAAAAAUGAACCUCGCGUGGAUGAGGACUAAGUCGAAUGAAGCAAGAAAAGAAGAGGAGAGGUACAACGUCUCAACAGAACUAACUCUCCUCACGGUCACCGAUCCAUGGACCUUGAAGAAGGUAAUGACCAAAUGCAGUCUUGGCCAUCUAAAACGUCUUGUUCUAAAGGAGAGCUUUGUACACAUCCACAUUCUGAGAUAUCUCCCUGUGGAUGAUCAAAUGAUGGUCCAAGAAGGCUCUGGAUUAACAGUCGACGUGUAUGAUCACGACACUGAUUCUACGUACAAGCUGCUUUUAAAGAAAUGGGCCAAGUAUCCAAGGUUUGUUCUCAUCAACGGAUGGCAUACGUGCUUUGUCACCAGGAGAGGUUUGAAGAAAGGCGAUGUGAUUGGAAUGUAUUGGGAUCGAUCUGAAUCUAAGAUUCAUUUUUGUGUGCUUUCUCGUGCACCAAUGGAUUCAGCUCCUCUUCCUCCAAGUACAUAGGACCUCACCAACUGUGGAGGCAAUGUCCGCAGAGAGAUUCUUAUUUUCUUAAUGUAAUCGUCAAACAAGUGAUUUUGGUGUUGUUUUUCGUCUUUUUGUUGUCUCCCUGUUAUGGUAUCAUGUGGUGUUUUCAUUUAAGUAUAAGUGAUGUUUUUUAUGGUUUCAUGUGGUUUUUCUAUGUUUUAACUUUUAAUAAAGAAUCCUGCUUUUAU